Paramisgurnus dabryanus is the source of this 4853-nucleotide messenger RNA. It is a transcript of the gene runx2a, whose product is annotated as RUNX family transcription factor 2a. Gene Ontology annotation, biological process: neuron differentiation; hemopoiesis; ossification. Gene Ontology annotation, molecular function: DNA-binding transcription factor activity, RNA polymerase II-specific; RNA polymerase II cis-regulatory region sequence-specific DNA binding; ATP binding. Lineage: Eukaryota; Metazoa; Chordata; Actinopteri; Cypriniformes; Cobitidae. Gene Ontology annotation, cellular component: nucleus. The record is from RefSeq and is a predicted model, not a curated record.
GUUAUUACGUUUCCAACCGGUAUCUGCGCCUGAACCUUCUCCUCGGCUGCAGACAUGCGAACCGAGCUCAUACAUAGAUGACAUCCGCUGCCGAGCGUCUUCCAAGUGUCGUUGUCUUUGUUUGCCUGCUUUCGUCUCUACGUAUGCCUUGAUAUGAUUUGUGCUCCCAGUUUAGGACUUCAAGGGUCACCACGACCUCCAAAGGAGAAAUCUGAGGAUAUUCACGUGUGGCUAUGGCGUCUAACAGUCUUUUCAGCUCGGUGAACCCAUGCCAGCAGAACUUUUUCUGGGAUCCCAGCACCAGCCGCAGGUUCAGUCCGCCGUCCAGCAGCCUUCAGCCGGUGGCGGGGAAGAUGAGCGAUGCGCAGCAGGAGCCGAACGCAGCGGUGCCGAGACUCAGACAACACGACAACCGAACCAUGGUGGAGAUCAUCGCGGACCACCCAGCCGAACUCGUCCGGACCGACAGCCCCAACUUUCUGUGCUCAGUGCUGCCGUCUCACUGGAGGUGUAACAAAACUCUCCCUGUGGCGUUUAAGGUUGUUGCUCUGGGAGAUGUUACUGAUGGCACCGUAGUGACCGUGAUGGCCGGAAACGAUGAGAAUUACUCUGCAGAGCUUCGAAACGCCUCUGCUGUCAUGAAGAAUCAGGUGGCACGUUUCAACGACCUGAGAUUUGUUGGCAGGAGUGGAAGAGGAAAGAGCUUCACACUGACAAUCACAGUAUUCACAAACCCACCCCAAGUGGCAACUUACCACCGAGCCAUAAAGGUCACAGUGGACGGGCCGCGCGAGCCACGAAGACACAGACAGAAACUGGAGGACUCUCCUAAACCACCCCUGUUCUCCGAGCGUCUGAGCGAGUUAGAGCGCUUACGCCAGACCACCAUGAGAGUUGCCGUGCAAAACCAGAGUCCCCGGCCGUCUCUCAACGCCACGCCAAACUCCUUCAAUCCACAGGGGCAAACUCAGAUCUCAGAUCCACGUCAGGCACAAUCUUCCCCACCCUGGUCCUACGAGCAGCCAUACACUCCAUACCUGAGUCAGAUGACAUCACCAUCCAUCCACUCCACAACACCGCUGUCAUCCACCCGCGCCACCGGUCUGCCCAGCAUCAGUGAUGUGCCAAGACGUCUCUCAGGUACAUCAGACUUAAGCCCAUUCUCGGCCGACCCGCGUCAGUUUGAGCGUCAGUUUCCCGCUCUGUCUUCACUGACAGAGAGUCGAUUCUCCAGUCCCAGAAUGCACUACCCCGCCACGUUCACCUACACACCUACACCCGUCACCUCUGGCAUGUCUUUGGGAAUGUCCACGACAACCCACUACCACACUUACCUGCCUCCGCCUUACCCCGGCUCCACCCAAAACCAAAGCGGGCCCUUCCAGACCAGCAGCACACCCUAUCUAUACUAUGGCGCCUCGUCUGGGUCUUACCAAUUCUCCAUGGUCCCAGGAGGAGACAGAUCCCCAUCCAGGAUGCUGCCGCCUUGCACCAGCGCGUCUACUGGAAGCACCCUCAUCAAUCCCAAUCUUCCCAAUCAAACGGACGGCGGCGAGGCGGACGGCAGCCACAGCAGCUCGCCGACUGUGCUUAACUCCAGCGGUCGGAUGGACGAAUCUGUUUGGCGGCCAUAUUGACAAGGUGGACUUAAAUGACAAAACACUGUUAGCCUUAAGGACAUAGUGCAAGUGAGGGAAAAGGGUUUGAUGUUGAAUGCUUGCGGUGUAUUUUUAUGACUACACUGAUGUCGAAACGGAUGGCCUUCAUUACGGCAUUAGUCUGACAUUCCACUUUAGAAAGCAGUGAUGAUACACACGACAGGGACAGUUCACCCAAAAAUGAACGUUUAUGUCAACCUGUCACCUUAAACUGAAUGUUAACGACGACAGGAUUUUGCGGUGAACUUUUCCUUUAACCGGCCUAGAGUAGAUUCAUUCAAAUAGGAAUAGGUCCACAUUAUUGUCUCGAAAUAUUUUUUAUACUAACUUGGUAUAAUUUAGCAUUUCUUAACACUGAAAGUGAUUUCUCUUUAUUUAUGCAUCUUAGAAAGUCGGCUAAUUCCCUCGUUUUUAAUUUAUGUAUAAUAUGGUAGCAGAUGGUACUGAUUUGAGAAGCAAAAUAAGCCAUAUCAAAUUUAAAUUAUGCAAUGUGUUUAGAGGGACAAAAUCUAAGAUGUUUGAAUAUUAUUAUAAUUUUUUACAUCUAUUAUUAACUUAAUGCAAUAUUUACUCUUUUUAUAAUUUAAAUCUUUUGUCGUUAUUUUUGUUAUUGUGAAGCGACCCGAAAAAAUCUCCAAUGGUACGAGCGCUAUGAAGGAAGGAUACGAUGUUGUAUAACUUUAUUCACAAACAAAUAUUUGCAUUGUUUGUGGAUUCCUCUUUAUUUCUAGUAGUGUGUUUGCAAAACAUUUCAUAUUCAAAAUAUGAAGUAACAGGCAUUAAGAAUUUCCAUGAUAAAUCCAUGACAAAACAUCUAUAAUAAAAUCAUAAAUGUACAAAUGUUAAGUGAGGGUGAGUCUCUUCACAUGUUUGAUUUUAGCAUCCAAUGUUUAUCACCUUAAUUUAUUGUAAAUGUAUUUUUAUUUAAUGUUUUUUGAUGACUCAGUGGCCGAAUUCUUCGCUUCUUCAGAUGCAAACAUGAUCAAAUCUCAUCAGAUUUUCUCAUGCAUGCAUUGCCUCGAUAGUCCACGUCUAUGUAACCAAUACAGUUACCCUCUGAUCUAAAACUGGAUGGUUAACAAUGUUGUGUGGGUUAGUUACACACUAUGCAAACUGAACUAACUGAUCAAACAAGCAUCUCAGAAACGUCUCUGCUGUGUGCUGUGUACAUUAUAAUAUAUGUGCUAUAAUCUUACUGUCAUGCUGUACAAUAUCAAAAUAAUGGCAAAAUAAUCCACCCAUUUUGUUUCAUGAUGAGACAAUUCGCAGUUAACGUUAACAGACAAUCAAACAAAGUAGCCUAAAUUACACAAUUGAUGUUUACAAAAGCAUCUCAAUUUUUUUAAUAAUAUAAUUUAUUUAAUGCAAUAAUGAAUAAGUGGGAAUCAAACUGUUACUAACAAGUGAAAUAUGUUUACAUGAUAUAUUUGUAGCUGGCGUCUUUGAAGAUAAUUAUAUGCUUCUGGAUUCAACAAGCGGUACUUGAUAAAAUGUUUGUUCAUCGGCUGCUGGCGGCUCCAAUUUUCUUUAUUUCGUUCGAUGUGUAGAUCAAAGCACUUGUUUUUGUUAAGGGUGGGACAUAAAUGAAGCUUUAAGGCCAGAAAAUGCUGAAUCCCAUGAAGAAAUGUAAUAUUUUACUCAACACUAUUACAUAAAGAAAUCAAAUCCCUCAGUCUCAUAAUGAAAAUCAUCCUGUAUGCGCAUUAGAAGUUUGAUAUUGGGGUAAAACAUCACCAUGACAAUCUUGUGAGAUUCACCCAAAACUCAGCACUAUAUAUUUGGGGUCAUGUAUCUCUAGUUAGAGAGACAGCACUACAGAUCAAACAUCAUUUUUACAUUGUAUGUCUUAGAGAUGAAUACAACAACACAAACCUGCAUGUGUAUCAUUAUCCACGAUCAUUUGUCAUGUACAGUAUUACAUUUGAUUUCUUUUCAUUCAGUAACAACAUUUACACUGCUGUCCUUACCCCACUGUUUAAUUUUUGCCUUGUUUUUUAUUUUACCGCGGUGUCUUCUGGUAGUAAGGAGAGUUAUUAUGUUUACAGAAUGUUUACAAAAACUGCAAGCAGGCAACUGCAAAUGUACAGAAACUCUGCACUGUUAACUUUCUAGACACUGUAAAAAAUAUUUUCCUGCAUAAAAUUUUUUUCAUGUCAUGUCAACUUACUAAAAAAGUCAACUUAAUUUUAUAAGUUAUAACAACUCAUCUCUAGUCAAGAUAAAUAAGAGUAAGUUGACAUGACUUGUAAAUCUACAGAGCCCCUAAGGGCACUAUCGCGUGCGCACAUGAAACUAUCGCGUGCGCACGUGAAACUAUCGCAUUUAGUUUUGCGUGCUUACGUGAAACUAUCAAGCGCGCACGUGAAACUAUUGCGUGCGCAUGUGAAGUGAAAGUUUCACGUGUGCACGCAAAAGUUUUACUUUUACAAAAAAUUCUGCACAUGAAGGUUUCGCGUGAGCACAUGAAAGUUUCACAUGAGUACACGAAAGUUUCACGUGAGCACAUCAAACUAAACUUUAGAUUUGUUUUACUCCGAUGUCACCUUAGGGGCUCGGUUUAAAUCUGAGUUGACUCAAAAAAAUUUUAAAAAAUAAUGCAGCAAAUAUUUUUUUUACAGUGUGACUUUUCAUGUUUUAUUACUUCAAUAUGCCUGAUAUAGCUGAAAGAGAAGAACAUUGGUCUGUCUUAAUACAUGUACGGCUGUGUCUAAAUGUCUGUAUAUGCUUUUGGGUUGUGUUGACUGUUUGUUAUGUCUUUGUCAUGUAAUAUCUUCACAUAACUCUGCUAUACUGUAGGGGUCUCACAGGUCUCGGGUCAGGAGAGAUUACUGGCAAUUUUUUUAUUUUAAAACAUGCAUUGUGCAGAUUUCAUUAAAAAGUUUGCUUAUGUAGUCCGUAUGCAAGAUCGCCUUAACCCACUAUACGAAAUGUCUUUUACGCUCCAUUACUGUUGUUUCUUAUUUGAACCCCUAGAAAUAACCUGGAUGCUAUCAUUUGUUUCAUCAGAAUGCUUUGUUUGUAAACAGUCAUUUAUUGAUAUCAUCUCAUGUCAUUACUCAAAUACUGGACAGAUGUGUCCGUGUCAAACCUUCACCUGUUUCUGUGGGACUAACGAUCCAGUAAAAAUUGUGAGAUUUUUGAACAUUUCUGAUUGUAUAGUUUGUCUUUGAGAAUAAAAACAGCUUUUUGGUAUAA